CCGGCCAUCUCGUUAGCGCUGGACUGCUUCCUCUUCUCUGGAUUCCCUCUGAACGCGCCUUGCCCGGAAGAGCAGUCGCUACAGCAGACCAGCAGCUCAGCUGCUAGCAGUAGUACUGUAGUUUCUGUCUCUCUAGCGGAGCAGCUUCUUAGCACCGGGACAAGGCGGACUGGGGCCUGGCCUUGACGCAAUGGUAGGAGAUGGUGCCUGUAUUAGCUCUGGAGUAACAUUGCUCUGGCGCUCUAUUUUUAAUUUCACCAUCCUUUUAUUGAUUUUUCUCUUUCCUAGCGGCGUCUGCUUGGGCCUGUUUUGUAUUUUUUUUUUCAGCUCUUCCCCAAUGACUCCGCCCGAGCCUUGCUCUACAGCAUUAGCUCCCCCGGCUUUCGUCUCGCUUUCUCAUCGACGUGGGCGAGUCCAAGGAUGCCUCAUGAUGCUCAGCUCGUGCUUCAGCUCGCAGUUUGCAGCCACUCCGACUUCCGCAACAGCUUCGGCUCUUGUCUCAUCCUCUUGCCGACCAGCGUUUACAUAUUCUCUUCCUCUCUCCUCUCUCUCCUUCUCUCCUGCUGCUGCUACUGCUCCAUCGGGCUGUACUGCAAUGUAUCCAAAAUAUAUUAACGACCGAGAUCAUUCAAAUGCGGCCCAAGCCCGUGUCGUUCUCGAUUGCCAUGUACACGGUACGGCAGCCUCUCUGCUGUUUCUCGCUCUCACAACCUGUAGCUAAUACAUACAAGACAAACACACACACACACACACACUCCCAUACUCGUAAACCCUGUCCUCUUUUCUUGAUGCUGCUUGGCUUGCAAAUUAUCCAGCCCACGCACACGCCCACGUCCACG
Molecule: messenger RNA, 839 nt
Organism: Trichoderma asperellum CBS 433.97
Lineage: Eukaryota; Fungi; Ascomycota; Sordariomycetes; Hypocreales; Hypocreaceae
Source: RefSeq, a predicted model, not a curated record